AUGCAAGCAAAUCGGUUUCCUAAAGUCUCCAGAAGGAGACCUUGGAAUAAAAACGCGCAGUUCCUCGAGGUCGACCACGUUUUUCCAACUUCGUCCAAAUUUUACUCAAAGCUGCAAAUUUACGUUGGUAGCAAAACCUGGGGUAGUACCAAAGGUAUCGAGAGUGGUGCACAAAAGUUUUCUCGAGGAGCCGGUUUCGCUAGUUCUCCGACACCCGACCCGAGGAUGUAA
This is a messenger RNA of Paracoccidioides lutzii Pb01, 231 nucleotides long. RefSeq lists its product as hypothetical. Bases 1 to 231 code for a protein of 76 amino acids. The transcript has a single exon. The record is from RefSeq and is a predicted model, not a curated record.